AUGGCUGCUGAUAAGAAAAGCGAUUUAAAACUGACGAAAGAUGAAUCGGAUCGAUUCAAGAAAGCGUUCGAAAAUGAAGAAUUUCGUAAGAUGUUUUUUGAUUACGCAAAAGAGAUAUCGGAUCCAGAAAAUAGAAAGAAAUAUGAAGAGGAAAUUGCCAUGAUGGAAAUGGAACGAGGAGUCGAUGUUAAAUUUCUCCAUCCUAAACCUGGAUUUGUUGUCAAGACAGCUUAUAAAGACACGAAGAAAAAGGUAUUAAUUAAUAUUGCUUGGUCAGAUGCAGUUGCAAAAGCUACAGCAACUUCAAAAAAAGUUUCUCCAGACGGAUCCAAAAGACCUGGUCAACAAUGGUCAAUCCCAUAUAGUUUAGCGCCCAUUCGAGAAGAUUUAGAUAAAGCGCACAAUAGCUGUGAUGUCUGUGACGCAGUCUUCCAUCAGGAGAUUUAUGAAAAAUCUCAAAAUGAUCAAAGACUGAAGCAGCUUCUGAUCGAUACGGCUCUAGAUGGUAUUGAGAGAGAAUUCAAAAAAAAGCUAGAUAGAAAAAACUUAAAAUUUCCAAAAUUAGCUUACAAGGGAGUCCCUUCACCCACUGUCAUAAGGAAUAAAUCAAAAGAGGCAUGUAUAGCAAUUCUCACCAAUGAAUAUGCAUCUUUUUCAUAUCUAAAUAGACACCGUACACCACCUGAUGAUCAAGAUAGUCCAAUAAAAUUUCCUAAUCCUUAUAAAGCUGUGGACGAACUGAAGGAAAGGCAAGAACAAAGAAAACACCAAGCUAAGGAUAAUAGCAAAUCUAAGCAAGACCCUACUGCCCCUAAAUAUACAAUUGUUCAACGCAGUAAUUUUGAUUUGAAAGAUUAUCGUGACUCUAGGGAUUCUGCUCCAAGCACACGACCAAAUGAACUUUCUGUUUCCAUUGAGUUACCAUUACUAGAUUCAGCAACUGGAUUAGAUCUCGAUGUCUUCGAGACCUAUAUAACGCUGCAACAUAAAGAUCCAAACUAUAAUCUUAGUGCUGCGCUUCCUUAUCCAGUUGAUACUGAUAAUGGCAGUGCAAAGUUUGAUACAUUGAAAAAGUGUCUUAUUGUAACCUUACCCGUCUUACCGAGCAAAGAAACAAAUAAUCCAGUAACGUAUAUUGCUAAAACGUUAGCAUUGUCUUCCGUUGCAUUACAGAUUCAAGACUCAUCGGAAAGUAAACCAAUCAAAAAUGAAGUUAAUAGCCCACAAUAUACAUAUUCUCAAACUGACGAUGAAGUUGUCUUUGUAAUUCAUGUGCAAGAUAUUGAUUCAUCUACAAUGAAAUCCAAAUUUUUAGAACGACAGUUCUCAUUAGAAUUUUCGGCUACAGAAGCAACUAAUACAACUGAAAGAGAAAUCAAGCAUUUUUCUCUAUACACUGAAUUUAUUGAUGGGUGUUUCAACAUUAAUAGUUGCAAUAUUGAUAUAAAGCCCUACAAUCUAGUUGUUAAGUUAAUUAAGGAUAGUAGUUAUAAAUAUCAGUGGUCAAAAUUUAUGGCAGGGAUAUCACCCUGUGAAUUAGAGGAAAAAUUUUUUAUAACUCCAGAAAAUAUUGAAAUGUUAUCACAAGAGAAUGAAAAUGAUAACUGGGCCAACGGUAGUGACUAUAAAGUGGCAGCAGAAGUCGCUGAGAAAACUUCGGAACAAUUGGUAGUCAAUAUUGAUGUGGAAAAAGUUAAAAGCAGUAUGACUGAUUCUUACGAAAAAGACGUUACCAAAUCCUCUGUUGACCACAACGGUGAUCAAAAAUCUUAUAAAAACGAACAAGAAAUUAGUAAUGCAAACAAAAGUGAGGAGAAAAUAACACUUGCUACUUCAGAAAACCUUAUAACGAGCAGUUCUGCUGUGAAAGCCACCCCAAAAGAUGACUCAAUUUCAUCAAUAGACGAUUUAAAAUCUAUCGAAACAUCGGUAGAUAUCCGUAAUAACGAUGCAACUAAGACUAGUCCGGAUACGAAAGUAUUAAUAUCUCCUGUUGAAGAUAUUCCUUCGCUUACCAGUGCAGAUGAUAAUGAAAUUGUAAAUAAAGUUCUAGAUAAUGAUGACAACUCUCAAAAUCAGCAAGCUAAAACAAAUUUAGACUUAUCUCAAGCUAAAACCAGUAUUCGGAUUACUAAGGAUUUAUCUUCAAAAUUUAAGAAUAAUUUAAUCUUUGAAUUAGAUGAUUAA
Molecule: messenger RNA, 2187 nt
Organism: Trichoplax adhaerens
Lineage: Eukaryota; Metazoa; Placozoa; Uniplacotomia; Trichoplacea; Trichoplacidae
Exons: 16
Coding region: 1-2187 (728 amino acids)
Biological process (GO): axonemal dynein complex assembly
Cellular component (GO): cytoplasm
Source: RefSeq, a predicted model, not a curated record